AUGGCAUUAGAAUGGGUAAUUCUAGGUUACGCUGCAGCAGCAGAAGCAGUUAUGGUAAUACUUUUGACUCUUCCGGGUACAUACCCGUUACGUAAAGGUUUAAUAUCCGUAACCCGAAAUCUCCUCAAACCGUUUCUUUCUGUAGUUCCGUUUUGUUUGUUCUUGUUGUUGGAUAUUUAUUGGAAGUACGAGACUCGGCCGAGGUGUAAAUCGGUCGAGUCUUGUACUCCCACGGAACUGAUGCGGCAUCAGAAAUCGAUUGUGAAGAGUCAGCGUAACGCGCUGUUGAUCGCGUCGGCGUUGAUGUUUUAUUGGUUGCUUUAUUCUGUGACUAGGUUGGUUACUCGAGUUGAACUAUUGAAUCAACGGGUUGAAAAGUUGAAGAAUCAGGAAUAA
This is a messenger RNA of Solanum verrucosum, 396 nucleotides long. RefSeq lists its product as uncharacterized. Bases 1 to 396 code for a protein of 131 amino acids. Gene Ontology annotation, biological process: endoplasmic reticulum to Golgi vesicle-mediated transport; intracellular protein transport. Lineage: Eukaryota; Viridiplantae; Streptophyta; Magnoliopsida; Solanales; Solanaceae. Gene Ontology annotation, cellular component: endoplasmic reticulum membrane; endoplasmic reticulum. The record is from RefSeq and is a predicted model, not a curated record. The transcript has a single exon.